CCCUCUGGCCCCGCAGCCGUCAAAACCAGUAUAUCGUUCAGCGCAAGAGAAAAACUGAUAUUGUGCUUAAAUUUGCUGGUUCAAAUACAUUUUUCCCCUUCCGACAAGUAAGUGAAAUUGAAUUUCUUUGAGUGUUUAGUAUUAAGUGUUUGAACGCAGUAUUUUUUUAUCUAAAAUACUUACAUUUCUUAAAAUUGACUGUGACGCAUAGGAGUGCCCUUGCAGCAGCCAUUUUGCACGUACCGGCGACACGGUUUCUUACCGCGAUUGAGGUAGAUGGUUUGAAAUAAAAUAAAAAAAGUGUUUGCACUCCAAGACAGCGGGUUUCAAUAAAUCGUGAGUAAUAUCUGUUCUGUAAAGUUGGAUUUAGUGCUGGUCGUAUAUGUAAGACUCAACAAGUAGUGAACGUCGGUGUUGGAUCACACAUCGGAAUUUUGUGAGACUAUCGUUGUAUUUUUGGAUUAUACAAAAGGAUCGCAGAGCAGUUAUUUUAUUAAAUUGCUUCUCUACGUGUUCAAGGUAUAAAUGAUCAUAUAGAUUGGGUGUGCAUUUGGACAGGUAACCGUUCGACCUUACUAAUGCGUCGUAAUUUUGCCUUGUGUGGUCAUGCGGUUAUCUUUGUCCAUUUAGUACUUUAUCGAUUUUAACAUCACUAUGCUCUUCUUGCAUAGGUAUCAUAUCUAUUAGAAUGUUUUAUUUUUCUAUUUUCUUAUAGUUUAAUUUCAGUUUUAAGUUAUAUGAGCAUCGUUGCCAUUGAAAUGUUUUAGGUGUGACAACCUCGAAGCCUGACUCAUUUUCUCUUGCAUUUACAUUGCACGUGCGUGAUUAGUGUAGAUGUUCUUUCAAAUAAUAUGGAUUUUGGAACUUAUUUUUCAAUUAAUCGUUCGUUUUGUGCAUUGAAAAACACUAUCUUACUGAUUUUUUUUUUAGAGUUUGUCUAAACAAACAUGGUAAUACAAUAAAAUUACCAAGUUUUUAUUUUUUUACAUAUCCAUUAAUCAACUGAUUUCUUUUUAACUUUUUGCCAUUAAAUUAUGCCAGGUAAAAUUGUAAUUUUUUUUCAAUACACAUGUUGUAAAUGCAUUUGUUACUAGGCUUAUUACAGCAUACAAAACAUUAAUACCUCAAUUUUUGUUGAUUCAUUUUUAAUGAAAAACCUUACUGUUUCCUGUUACUAAAUCAAAUAAAUAUAAUAGACCUAACGAGUUAAUUUGUAUUAAUAGAAAUAAGGAAUACUUCAUGGAUUAAUAUUACUCAAUGGUUUGUACAGUGGAAAUUUCAGAAGAUACAUAUUUCAAAAGGGGUUCUUACAGACCUGGGUAUUCUUCAAGAUGUAUUCUUCAUUUUUCAAAAUUUAGAGAAAGACAUGUUUUGUCUUAACUGCAUGUAUAGUUCAAUCACAAGAUAGUUUAGAAUACUUUGUGAAAAUUAAUACUGUUAAUCUUCAAUCGGAUUUUUAAUGCUCACGGAUGCGGAUUUUAAUAAAACAAAAUAUUCAUUAGCUAUUCUCUUCCUACUUUUGAAAUAAUUUUACUGAGGGCUAAUUUCUACACUCAUUGACAAAUAUAAGUAUUCUACUUCUACACAUCAUUAUUUAAAUGCAGUGUUAUGCUUGAGAUUUUCUGUGACAUGAUCCAACUGGUUCAAAAAAAAAGAUUGUCCACUUGUGGCAUUUAAAAAAGUCAUGGUCUACACGCUCACAAUUUUCUAAAUGAAUACCAUGUCAUAUGAUGUAUGGUUAUAGAGAAAACAAAAUGUAAAACCUAUUUGAGGUUUACAUUGACACUGAAAUUUGUUAUACAAAAGAUUCGAGCGCCAUCUAUCGCGCGUUGAUUGUAUUCUCAGAAUUUCCCUGUCCAAGCCGCCAACUACGAAUCGACGUUACACGGCAAUCUAGCUAAUGAAUGGUAUGUACUAAAUGAUAAAACCAAUAGACUAAUAUUCAUUUGUACAUAACAGAAAUUCAACAUGGCUAUAUCGUUUAAAACAAUACCCAAGAUACAAAGUGGCAUUAUCUCAAUUUGUUUCAAUGUAACAGUUUUUUCUGUCAAAUUAAAAUUUAUCUCUGACUCGCAUUUUUAAUCAACACGUAAACAACUGUAAAAUUAAAAGUUACUUCAACAACACCCAAUCAUAAUUCUCGAACUUUUUAAUAGAAAAAUAGUGUUGUGCUUGGCACGGUGCUCCGUUACAAUAAUUAGGAAAUCAAUGAUAUUGUUGUGGACCAAAUGAAUAAUUGUCGGUUUUUGUGAACAAAUGAAAAGCGAAUGCAUUCGAGUGUAGCCGUCAUAUAGAAAUUUGCUUUGUCCCAUCGGCCAACGCUAACUCUAUUAGGCAUGUUUUUUUAGUAUCUAUGUAUUUGAGUGAAUAAGUUUACGGUCCUGGUUUUAAGCAACUACCUGAGCCUAUAGAAAUUACAACGUGAAUGCCGCCAUGUCAAACUGGAACGUGUCGCUACUUUGCGGCAGAAAAAAAUAAGAUAGUAAAAUCUACCCUCGUGCUCUUACGAUAUAUCCUAACACUAGUUAAUACAUAUAUACAUUUUACGGGCUUGAUUUCUAUUAUACGACGUUGUUUCGUUGUGAAAGUCGUUCGAGAACACUUGUUAAGUAAGAUUUCCUAAAAAAGGUUAAAAGUGGCAUUAGACAAAGAGACCUACGACGUAAGUUAAUUGAAUUUGUCACCACCUCUGGGAAACUAGCAAUUUUGCCUACUUAUUUCAAACCCAAUGUAGGCCCAAUAGUUUUGGUUAAUUUGGUUCGUCAGUCAAGUCUAGUACGGUUUAAAAGUCUACUUUUUACUAAAUAAUAUUUAUCAACCAUAGUUUAUAACGAGCUGGAAUGAUGUAAUCAAAAUAUAGUGGGCGUAAUAUCGCACUCAUUUAACAUGUUUAGGUGUCAAGUGUGUAAAGGUCUUCAAUAUUUUAAUCGUAGUGGAAAAUAAAUUUAGAUUUGUAAAAACCGUCAUCAUAUCGGAGACUAAAAAUUCCUUAGGUGCAAGGAAAAAUCAUUACAGCUUUCAUUGCCUAGCAACAGGGCUAUGGUGCAAAAGCGAGUAGGUGGAUAGGGUACGGAGAGGUAGGCGCCGGAUCGACGGGUGCGGUGCACGCGGGACGGGCGGUGUGGUGUGAGGGCGAGGGGUGUGCAACCAUAGCUAGCCGUAUUUCGUCUGGAGUGCUUAUCCCGCGCCGUCGGAUCAAUACUGUUGGCGCAGUGGCGGUGACCAAGCGGUGGCGCGACGAUUCGGCGCGUGCCUGCCUCCUUGCAGCUUACCCGAGUCUGUGAGAUGCUGUCACACCGAGCGGACGUAGCGUCGAUGUCGCGUGUUGCGUGAGGGUUGCUCUUUGAGCUAGUUGAAUUAAGAUUGCGCUUGUGCGCUUGUCCGCCUCUUUUACAAGGGGCAUCAGUGAAUUAGUCCUCUUCCAUCGUCCACGAUGUCCGUCGACAAGGAAGAACUGGUGCAACGUGCCAAAUUGGCCGAACAAGCUGAGCGAUAUGACGACAUGGCGGCCGCGAUGAAGGAAGUGACGGAAACCGGCGUCGAACUUAGCAACGAGGAGAGGAACCUCCUUUCAGUUGCUUAUAAGAAUGUCGUAGGUGCCCGACGGUCAUCAUGGCGUGUCAUUUCCUCAAUUGAACAGAAAACCGAGGGUUCAGAAAGAAAACAGCAAAUGGCAAAAGAAUAUAGGGUUAAAGUAGAAAAGGAGCUCAGAGAAAUCUGCUACGACGUUUUGGGCUUACUUGACAAACACCUAAUUCCUAAAGCUAGUAAUCCAGAAAGUAAAGUGUUUUACCUCAAAAUGAAAGGAGAUUACUACAGGUACCUUGCAGAAGUGGCCACAGGAGAAACCAGACAUUCUGUUGUAGAGGAUUCACAGAAAGCAUACCAAGAUGCUUUUGAAAUCAGCAAGGCGAAAAUGCAGCCCACACACCCCAUAAGGCUGGGUCUGGCGUUAAAUUUCUCAGUCUUUUAUUAUGAGAUAUUAAAUUCGCCAGACAAGGCGUGUCAACUCGCCAAACAGGCUUUCGACGAUGCCAUCGCCGAACUGGACACAUUGAACGAAGAUUCGUACAAAGAUUCUACGUUAAUAAUGCAGUUGCUGCGAGAUAACUUGACGCUUUGGACGUCAGACACUCAAGGCGAUGGCGACGAGCCUGCCGAGGGCGGCGACAACUAAUAUCUCGCCGCACUCACCCCAGCACACGCAUUUGUUCUCAUCGGUGUUUAUAAGAAAACGAGUAACAUUCGAGAACGUCGUCUGGCGCGGUAUCAUCACCGAAGCCGACGCGAGCCGUCGCUUGUAAAAAUGUUAAAAGUCGUUCGCAGCGGACCUUCCCGUUCCGUCUAAAAUUAAAUGUUGUGUCAUCUUUGACGGUUUUGUAUUUCUGUAUUUACACUGGAUUGCAGAUAUCGAGCUGACCUGAUGAAUAUAAAUAUUUAUAACUUAAGUUAUUAAAAUUACGGUUUCUUAAGUUAAAA
Molecule: messenger RNA, 4479 nt
Organism: Bombyx mori (domestic silkworm)
Lineage: Eukaryota; Metazoa; Arthropoda; Insecta; Lepidoptera; Bombycidae
Gene: 14-3-3zeta
Product: 14-3-3 protein zeta
Exons: 6
Coding region: 3434-4177 (247 amino acids)
Biological process (GO): intracellular protein localization; signal transduction
Cellular component (GO): cytoplasm
Source: RefSeq, a predicted model, not a curated record